Messenger RNA from Ixodes scapularis (black-legged tick), 399 nucleotides. RefSeq lists its product as uncharacterized. Bases 1 to 399 code for a protein of 132 amino acids. The transcript has a single exon. The record is from RefSeq and is a predicted model, not a curated record. Lineage: Eukaryota; Metazoa; Arthropoda; Arachnida; Ixodida; Ixodidae.
AUGGACAAGCUGUUCGAAAAUGAAGAGGACAUUAAUCCCUACUUCGUAAAUCUUCUCCUUCCAGCAAGCAGCGCGGAGGACCAUUGUGACCAGCUCAGACGAGUGCUCGAAAUAGCCCGCAAAGUCAACCUGAAGCUCAACAGGCAAAAGUUAGAGCUUGCGGUUCCCAAGGCGCUCUAUGUGGGACAGGAACUGUCGGAAAAAGGUAUCGCUCCAGAGCUUCGCAAGCUGGAUGCAAUCGCUGCAUUCCCCAGUACCACCAGCAAGCAAGAGUUGCUACGCUUCUUGGGUAUAGUCACGUACCUCACAAAGUCUGUACCCAACUUGGCGCAUGAAACCUAUCCACUACGACAACUUCUGAAGCAAGAGACUGCAUGGAUCUGGGAUGCAACAACGUGA